ACCCCCACCGGGCCAUGAAAGCUUUUGGGAAGCCGCGAAUUGUCAGCAAGAAGUGGAUCGUUGUAGUCAGCCUUAGUGGUUGAGGCAAGUGUGUGCUUCUGAGAGAAGGAAUGGCCGUGGUGGUACAAAGAUUUCACUGGGGCCGUAAAGGAUUUAGUGACAAGAGAAUUUAAGUCCUCACGAGCAGAAAGAAGUCGGGCGUGCGUUUGAAGCCCGAUCUUCCGGGACCUGUGCUUUGCACUUUCCUUGGAGACCCGGUGAAACUUCAGCCUGCGUAGGCUGAGGUCAGAAGUGCCCGCCAAGAUGGAAGUGAAUCCCCCCAAACAGGAGCACCUGCUGGCGCUAAAAGGUCCUGUUUCUUCUGAUUUGACAAGAAAGACACUUUUGUAAUAAUAAAUUACAUUCUAGCUCUGAAGAAUUCAGCUAAGAAAUUUUAUCUUCAUUAAGAGUUAAUGGAUAGCUGCAGAAUGACCACUGAAGUAAUAUUACAUUACCGACCAUAUGAAAACGAUCCCAAACAGCUGGCAAAAAUUGCAGAAAAUGUAAUUCAAGACUUUCCUACUCACCCACUACCAAGAUUUAUUCCUUGGUUUCCAUACGAUGAGUCCAAACUUCCACUCAAGCCUGAAAGAUUACCACCAGUAAUUUCUGAAGAGGCUGCUGAGAGCGUGAAGCAGUACUUAGCCGUUUCAGAACCUGGUGUUAAAUCCCAGAGCUAUGACUGCACAGUAGAUCUCUUGGAGUUUCAGCCUAGUUCAAAACUGCAGCACUUUAUCCAAUCACACACACUGAAGGAGCAGACCAAUGCGGCACAUUUGGAUAAAAAUUCAGGAAAAGAAAAACAGCACAAGCAGAGAUCCUGGAGUGUUUCGCUUGCCGGCAGACGCUGUCCAGAAAAGGUCUUUCCUUUGUCUAGAAAAUUGCAAGCUAGUUUAAAGACACUACAUUUGCACUCCUUUCAUAGAGCAAGAUGGACUUUAGAAUACAGUGUUUGCAACAACCAGACUCUGGAAGACAUUUGGACAAAACUCAAUCGCCUUAUCAGGCACAAUGAACUUCCUUCUUGUAAUGCUACCAUCCAGAGACAGUUAGGCCAAAUAUGGGUGUUCUGUGAUAUUAAGUGCUGUGAAUAUGUAGGAAAUCUUCUUAAAGAAAGAUUAUCUCUUAUUGGGAAAAUUGAUUUAUUUGUACAUAAAUAUGGUGUUAUUUUUAGUAUGUAAUAAAUUUUCAUCAUCAGGAAAAGUAUUCUGAAUGAAAUGAAUUUGGACUGAAAUUGUGAAAUGAAUACAUUGUACUGAUCAUUACAUUUUUAAUGACUUAAAUUUUGAUGCUUCUUUAUAGUAUGAAGAAAUAAUUGUGUAAUAUGGAUACAGUUUGUGUCCAGUCUAUAAAUAUCACAUACUUCCAAGGCUUGUCGGUCAAUUCAGGAACAUUCCAGAUUGUGUUUAUUAGCAUUCUUUUAAGUGAACUCUGAUGAAUUAUUGUUUGUACUGAAAUUGAAAGUAAGUGUUCUAACCUUUAUUCCAAUGAUUUGAGUUUAAACGAAUGGUUUUAUUUUAAUGAAUCCUUAAAAAUCCUUAUUCGCCUAAAUAUAAUAUGAGCUGUGUUGUAAAAUUAAAAGUCUUAUCACAGUAUGUCUGAUUUUGUAUUUUUCAUGAUUGGUUGCCAAUCAAGAGUUAAAAGUUUGGAAAUCAUAUCACUUUUGUGAUGGUUUUGUUAUUUUAAAAGGAUUAUAACAACUAAAAAGUAUAAGUUGCAAUGAGAUUAUAAACAGUUUUUAAAUCCAAGAAUUAAAAGGAGCGUCUAUGUUUUCAUAUGUGGAAAAUUUGAAGUUUUCUGGUGUAUUCCACGUGAACUGCUGCAUCUCAGAAUUCUUUGUGAAACAAUGAAAGUAAAAGCAUAGGAAUUGGCAGCAGUGGUAGUGUUCUCCUUUAAUCUUGAGAAGCAGAGGCAGGUGGAUCUUUGUGAGUGCUAGGCCAGCCCGGUGUACACAGUGUGUACCAAGACAGCCAGAGCUGCACAGAGAAACCCUGUCUCAAAAAAACAGAAAAAGUUAAGGUUUUUUGCUUCAAAUAGUACAGUGAUUCUAAAGAAAAAGUUCGUUUCCCACUUACCUAGCUAAUACUUACGGCGUUAUCAAGAUCUGACGACUUAAAACCCACUGUUAUUUCCUAGAAGGCUUUUAUUUUUAGUUACAUGUAUGUAUUGUGUGUUUGCAUGUGAACACACAUGCCACUGUGCAUAUGUGGAGGUCCGAGAAGGGCCUGAAGGAAUUGGUUGGUUAUUUCUUCCCACCUUGUAGGUCCUGGGAAUUGAACUAAGGUCAUUGUGUGCUUUUAUCCACUGAACUCCUUGUCUAGCCCUCUAGAAGCCUUUUAAGAAGAUGUCAGAUCUUUGAACGUGGUGCUACAUGUGGAUCCCGGGGGCUGGGUGACUUGCUAUUAGCUGCUAUCGUCAACCUCCCUUCCCUCUCAAGAUCCCACUGUUUAAUCACACAUAGAACAUGCUAGAAAAACAAAAAUAAGUGUGGAAAGAUAAAUCAGUGAGAGCCUUUGGAAAAAUGCAGCCAGCACUUAGUCUCUAGGAAAGAGGCAG
Messenger RNA from Mus caroli (Ryukyu mouse), 2595 nucleotides. RefSeq names its product shieldin complex subunit 3 (gene Shld3). NCBI's taxonomy places the organism in Eukaryota, Metazoa, Chordata, Mammalia, Rodentia, Muridae. The record is from RefSeq and is a predicted model, not a curated record. Gene Ontology annotation, biological process: positive regulation of double-strand break repair via nonhomologous end joining; positive regulation of isotype switching; negative regulation of double-strand break repair via homologous recombination.